ACUAGUCAAUAGUUACUAGUUUGAAAACUAUAUUUAUUAAACUACAAAAAAUUUAAAAUACUAAUUAAUAAAUUAUGAAACUUUAUAUCAUAUUAUGUUCAAUAAUAUUGUCGUGUUUUGGUACCGCAAUUGAGGGCCACUUGUGCGGUGGGGACGCCGACUGUCAGAACAACGACUGCUGCGCCAUUGACAUCAGAAACCCACUCCCAUACGGCAACUGUACUAAAAUAUUUGAGCUUGAUGAAAUCUGCAAUACCAAGAGCGCGUACUGCGGGUGCGAUAAAGGUCUAAAAUGUGCCUAUCACCAAUCCGGAUAUCAAGUUUGCCAA
This is a messenger RNA of Oppiella nova, 329 nucleotides long. NCBI's taxonomy places the organism in Eukaryota, Metazoa, Arthropoda, Arachnida, Sarcoptiformes, Oppiidae. The record is from the annotation of a GenBank genome assembly.